Arachis stenosperma is the source of this 630-nucleotide messenger RNA. RefSeq lists its product as uncharacterized. The coding region runs from base 1 to 630 and encodes 209 amino acids. The transcript has 2 exons. NCBI's taxonomy places the organism in Eukaryota, Viridiplantae, Streptophyta, Magnoliopsida, Fabales, Fabaceae. The record is from RefSeq and is a predicted model, not a curated record.
AUGGCGGCUGCUAUGCAAGCAACGAUUGAGGCCCUUGGUCAGCAAGUUAAUAAUGAAAACGAGGGUAACGGCGGAAAUGGGCCGAUGACGUUAGCUACCUUUCUGAAAGUAAACCCACCAACCUUUAGAGGAACCACAAAUCCCACCGAGGCUGAUAAUUGGUUUCAGGAAAUGGAACGAGCUUUGCGAGCACAACAAGUGCCUGAAGAUCAAUGUGUUGAAUUUGCUACUUAUCAGCUGAUGGUAAGGACGGCUAAGGAGCUUGAGCUGCUGCAGUUAAAACAGGGUCAGAUGUUUGUUGCGGAGUACACAAAUAAAUUUGAAGAACUGUGCCAGUUUUUCCGAAUUUCCCAAGGUGCUCCGAAAGAAUUUGCAGAAUGGAAAUGUAUAAAGUACGAGGGAGGACUUCAGAGUGACAUUCUGAGCUCCGUUGGGCCGAUGGAGAUUAGGAUUUUCUCUGAACUUGUGAACAAGAGCCGAGUCGUUGAAGAAUGUGUGAAGAAGGCUACAAUGAUAGAGAAUGAUCACCGGGAAUUCCACCGAAGGGAGCACGGUCAGGGAUUCGCACCAAGGGGCCAAGAGUUUAAGCGAAGAGGAUAUGCUCAACAAUUUUCCCAAGGUCGGAACUAA